CGAUCCAAGACAAAAUAUAUUACUAGUGGUACUCUGUUUUCUGGUUUAUUUAAAUUCUGUUGACCAGUUUUUAAGUAUGAAAUAAAUAUCACGAAUACGCAGGACUAAAAAGAAUACUGAAUUUCCAAUCAGUUCGAAACAGGGGUGGUAUGAGUGAAUGAGUCAUACCAAGUUUCCCUUAAUUUCGUUUUUACAAUUUUUUCUUUAUUGGUUAUGUUACACUUUUAUUAAUUACGAAGUUUGGUUUUGUCAACACGUGUGGGAACAAUUCGGUACAUGUUUAUGCCAGAAAAUUAGAAAGAAAAACGAAAUUCUAUGGUGAAAUGUCGGUUUUACAAAGAGUGGUGAAACCGACAACCCACAAAGGCAAAAAAAUUCUACUCAAGAAAGAGCCGCAACUUAAUGAAGGGAUCAAAAAGGCACUCUUUUUGAAAGGGAGAAAGACUUCCGAAAAAAUCCGGGGAGUGUUAAAAGAUAUUUAUGACAUAAAAAAACCGGAUGCUCAAAUGUUACAGCAUCGCAAUGAUAUUACUAUAUUUGAAAAUGCCACGCCAGUAGAAAACUUUUGUAAAAAGUAUGAGACUCAUCUAUUCCUUAUGGGAAGUCAUAGUAAAAAAAGACCUGAUAAUUUAGUAUUAGGAAGAAUGUACAAUUACUCUCUGCUAGAUAUGAUAGAGCUCAAUGUGGAAACAUACGAAGGCCUUAAAGAAUUUGCAACUUCUAAGGUGACUUUAGGAACAAAACCAUGUUUAUUGUUUAAUGGUCCUCAGUGGGAUCAGUCAGAUGAGUUAAAACAUUUAAAGUCCAUAUUUAUUGAUAUGUUCCACAGAGAAAAAGUAUCCUCAGUAAGACUGCAAGGUAUAGAGCAUACUAUAAGUUUUAAUGUGACUUCUGAUGGCAAGAUUGCUUUGAGAUCUUAUAAGGUUUUGUUAAAGAAAUCUGGAUGUAGAACUCCCCGAAUAGAAUUGGAAGAAAUAGGUCCAAGAAUAGAUUUCACACUCAGAAGAACAAAACUUCCAUCAGAAGACUUGAUGAAGGAAGCUUGCCGGCAAACGAAGCAGCCAAGCAAAGCUGCUAAGAAGAACAUUAGCACUGAUGAGCUGGGCACCACCCAUGGACGAAUCCAUCUAGGCAAACAGGAAAUUAACAAUAUACAAACCCGUAAAAUGAAAGGUUUGAAAAAGAGUAUACAAGAGAAAAAAGUACAUAGAGCAAUCAAAAGGAAAGCUUUAGUUGAGAAUAAUAAUUAUGUUAAGAAACAGAAAAAAACCUAGCAUAGUACAGGUAAAUGAAGCAUUAAAGGUGUGUCGAAAUCAUCAAAAUCUUCAGCAAAAACUGCUAUACAUGUCAAAUUAGUUUCAACAUUUAUAUAUUGUUUUGAAUUAUUGAAUUUCUCAAAUAAAUAAAAUAAUAAUUGUAAAGUAAUAAAAACAAGGAGAAAGGUCACAUUAAUUAAGAUGUGGUAGCUCAAUAUAAAAAUCCAUGGACAAUAUAUCUAGGUAUGAUAUAUUAAUAAUCAAUCUUUAUUUUCUUUCAUUGCAUUUAGAUGUUAUAAUGCAAUAAUUUUUUUUGUUACUUUUCUUCAGUGACUAAUUUUAAUGUUAAUUAAUUUUUGUGUUAUUAUACACAAGGGCCAUUGAGAUAGUAGACACCUUUUUAUAUGUAUGGUUAAGUGAUUUCCUGCUGUAAUUAUGUAAGUAUAAAAUUUUCACAAAUUUUUUACUGAUAAAUGUAAAUAG
Molecule: messenger RNA, 1739 nt
Organism: Cylas formicarius (sweet potato weevil)
Lineage: Eukaryota; Metazoa; Arthropoda; Insecta; Coleoptera; Brentidae
Gene: Non3
Product: ribosome production factor 2 homolog
Exons: 4
Coding region: 324-1274 (316 amino acids)
Biological process (GO): maturation of LSU-rRNA from tricistronic rRNA transcript (SSU-rRNA, 5.8S rRNA, LSU-rRNA); ribosomal large subunit assembly
Cellular component (GO): nucleolus
Molecular function (GO): rRNA binding
Source: RefSeq, a predicted model, not a curated record